Messenger RNA from Morus notabilis, 3770 nucleotides. RefSeq names its product DNA repair protein RAD5A. Lineage: Eukaryota; Viridiplantae; Streptophyta; Magnoliopsida; Rosales; Moraceae. Gene Ontology annotation, molecular function: zinc ion binding; ATP-dependent chromatin remodeler activity; nucleic acid binding. The transcript has 20 exons. The coding region runs from base 192 to 3317 and encodes 1041 amino acids. The record is from RefSeq and is a predicted model, not a curated record.
CAGAAAACUCCAUCCACCGCCAAUUCCUUGAGAACAGAAUUCCUUUUGCAAAACACAAAAUCGGCCUUUUAUUACUAAAGCCUCUAUCUUCUUCUAUCUUCUCUCCUCACCCGGGGUCUCACACUCCCUCCUGUCCUUCUCACUUCCUGUUCGGACACGUGCAAUUGGGAAAGCGUUAGGGUUAGGGUUUGAUGGGCAACAAGGUUACCGACGAGCUUGUAUCGACCGUCCGAUCAAUCGUCGGCUCCGAUUACUCCGACAUGGACUUAAUCAGAGCUCUUCACGUGGCCAACAACGACCCCACGGCCGCCAUCAACGUACUCUUCGACACGCCCGGUUUCAGGUACAAGCCAAUUCUAGAGCAUCAGAAGAAUCCCGACCUCUCACGUCGGAAUUCGAUCCCCAAGGCUCAACCGAUUCUUGCCAAUUCUAAGGAAAAUGGCGGCGGUGGCGACGGGAAUCGCUCGUCGAGGACCGAAAGCAAUGCCGGCGAUUUUUGUCGGAGUAAAUCCGGAAAUGGACUUGCUGAAGACGUCGAGAGUUCGGUCGGGGAGAAAUGGUGGCUCGUGGGCCGCGGAGAGGUGGCGGGGCUGUCGACGUGCAAAGGAAGGAGAGUGAAGCCGGGUGAUGAAGUCGCUUUCACGUUCCCUUCCAAGGUUGCUUCUAGUUUGCCGUCGCCGGGCAAGGUUUUUGGGAGAGGUCGGCAGGCCGCGGCUUGUUCGGAGAUCGUGAGGUUCUCGACGAGAGAUUCAGGAGAGAUUGGUAGAAUACCUAAUGAAUGGGCUCGGUGUCUUUUGCCUCUUGUGAGGGAUAAGAAGAUUAGAGUUGAGGGAUUUUUCAAAUAUGCUCCUGAAGUAUUGAGUAUUAUGGACACCAUUCAUUUGUCACUAAGUGUAUACAUAAAUAGUUCUAUGUUCCACAAGCAACACGACACGUCGCUUAAGGCGGCCAGCAGUUCCACAGAGGAAUCAGUUGUUCAUCCUCUCCCAACAUUGUUUCACUUGCUGGGUCUCACUCCAUUCAAGAAGGCAGUACUCACUCCUGGGGACUUAUGCUCGAGAAAGCGCCCUUUAGACUCGAAGGGCAGUUCUGGUCUUCAUGGCUCAACUUUACAUGUGAACAAGUUGAAGACUACUUCUAAAAGUGAAAAUGAAGUUGCAAAUGAGGAGCCCAUUUCGGAUGCUGAUCUAGAAAACAUUGUUGGUGUUGGAGACAACUCUGAGUUAGAGGAAAUGGAGCCCCCUGGUACACUUCACUGUGAACUUCGCCCUUACCAAAAGCAGGCUCUUUACUGGAUGACCCAACGGGAAAAAGGACAAUGUAUGGAUAGGGCAGCGACAACCCUUCACCCCUGUUGGGAGGCAUAUAAUCUUGCAGACAACAGGGGGCUCAUUCUGUAUUUGAAUGCAUUUUCUGGUGAUGCUACCACUGAAUUUCCAAGCACUCUUCAAAUGGCUAGAGGAGGAAUUCUAGCAGAUGCAAUGGGCCUGGGAAAGACAAUCAUGACCAUAUCGCUCCUUCUUGCCCCUUCAGAGAGAAAUGAUUCAUCUGUUGGUCAACUUACAAGCCAGUCCUCUGGUGAAGGUAGUGAAGUUAGCGGCAGUGUUUCAGACAACUCACUCAACCUCCAAAAAAAGACAAUAAAAUUUUCAGGUUUUGAUAAGUUUAUGAAGCAAAAGACUAGACUUAUGGAUGGUGGCAGUUUGAUUGUAUGUCCUAUGACUCUGUUAGGCCAGUGGAAGGCAGAGAUUGAAACUCAUGUACAACCAGGAACUUUAUCUCUUUAUGUUCAUUAUGGUCAAAGUAGACCAAAGGAUGCCAAAAUUUUAGCUCAAAGUGAUAUUGUAAUAACAACAUAUGGCGUGUUAGCCUCAGAAUUUUCCACAGAGAAUGCUGAGGAUAAUGGUGGCCUUUACUCGGUUCGGUGGUUUAGAGUGGUUCUUGAUGAGGCACAUACAAUAAAAUCCUCCAAAAGUCAAAUUUCUAUGGCUGCUGCUGCUUUAUUUGCUUGUCGUCGUUGGUGUCUUACAGGAACCCCUAUCCAGAACAAUCUGGAAGAUCUAUACAGUCUUCUUCGGUUUUUGAGAGUGGAACCUUGGGGUAACUGGGCAUGGUGGAAUAAACUCAUUCAAAAACCUUUCGAAGAGGGUGAUGAAAGGGGGCUGAAGUUAGUUCAAUCUAUCUUAAAGCCAAUCAUGUUAAGGAGAACAAAGUUCAGCACAGAUCGUGAGGGCAGACCAAUUAUAGUCCUUCCACCAGCUGAUGUUCAGGUGAUUUACUGUGACCUCACAGAAGCAGAAAAAGACUUCUAUGAGGCCCUCUUUAAAAAAUCCAAGGUUAAGUUUGAUCAGUUUGUUGAGCAAGGACGUGUUCUUCAUAAUUAUGCUUCCAUAUUGGAGUUGCUUUUACGUCUUCGCCAAUGUUGUGAUCAUCCAUUUCUUGUGAUGAGUCGAGGUGAUACACAACAAUAUUCUGAUUUGAAUAAGUUAGCGAGACGUUUCCUUAAAGGCAGUCAGAAUUCCAUGGAGGGGGAAGUCAAAGAUCUGCCUUCAAAGGCUUAUAUCCAAGAGGUUGUGGAGGAGCUUCGUAAUGGGGAAGAUGGAGAAUGCCCAAUAUGUCUUGAAGCAUUUGAAGAUGCAGUGUUGACACCUUGUGCUCACCGCCUAUGCCGUGAAUGUCUCUUGGCAAGUUGGCGAAAUGCUACUUCUGGGUUAUGUCCUGUUUGUAGGAAGUUCAUCAGUAGGCAAGAUCUUAUUACAGCCCCAACUGAAAGUCGGUUCCAAGUUGACAUUGAUAAAAACUGGGUGGAAUCAACCAAAGUUGCAGUUUUGUUACGUGAGCUUGAAAUGCUUCGUAUCUCAGGCUCCAAGAGCAUUGUCUUCAGCCAAUGGACCGCCUUUCUGGACAUCUUGGAAAUUCCUUUGUCUCGAAGUAGUAUUCCAUUUGUUCGGCUUGAUGGGACUCUGAGUCAACAGCAACGCGAAAAAGUGUUAAGGCAGUUUUCAGAAGAUAGCAACAUCCUGGUAUUGCUGAUGUCAUUAAAGGCUGGAGGAGUUGGAAUAAAUCUGACGGCAGCUUCUAAUGCCUUUGUUUUGGAUCCGUGGUGGAAUCCAGCUGUUGAGGAACAAGCUGUUAUGCGAAUCCAUCGCAUUGGACAAACAAAAAGCGUGAUGAUCAAAAGGUUUAUUGUGAAGGGUACAGUCGAGGAAAGAAUGGAAGCAGUUCAAGCACGUAAACAACGGCUAAUUUCUGGUGCGUUGACUGAUCAAGAAGUUAGAAGUUCUCGCAUAGAGGAACUAAAGAUGUUUUUUGCUUAGAUCUCCGAGUAAAUGGACUUUCGUCGCGAUACACGGCACAUAUACUUAAACCUUAAGAGCUCUGGUGUUGAAAUAUUCAUAGGCAAGCAAAUUUAGACAAGAUCGUUAUCAUUCUCACCAGUCACCAGAUGCCAGGUAUAAAAGUAUUGUGGCUAUUUACAUUCUGCGAAGAAACCAGAAUUUCCGGUUAAGCAGAUGAGAAGCUAGCAGAUUUGGUUUGAAUAGGUUAACCAAAUUUUGCUUGGAAUUUAAUAGCAAGAGAUGUCUAGUCUUAGGACUGAUGCUGAUGUAUAUAUUAAUGGCAGAAAUGUCUGGUGUGUGGAAAUUGAAACACAUUCAAAUUCAAUUGUAAUUUUAUCUUACAAGAAACUUUUGCCAUACUGCUUUGUACUGAUAACCGUAUGUACUCUCGAGUUCACAAAAAUGUACCUUUGAGCUAUAAUAUAUCGUAUU